GCAGGUCCCAGAUCAGACUCUUCUAACACUUGACAUCUCUUCCUCUGCCCACCAUGGAGUUCCUGGGAUGGCCCACAAUCCUCUUGCUGGUCUGUAUCUCAUGUCUUCUCAUUGCUGCAUGGAGAAAUACAUCACAAAGAGGGAAGGAGCCUCCUGGUCCCACUCCAAUCCCUAUCAUCGGAAAUGCUUUUCAGCUGAACCCACGGGACUUGAUGGAAAGCUUUAAGGAGAUCAGCAAGAAGUACGGUCCUAUCUUCACAAUACAUUUAGGCCCCAAAAAGGCUGUGGUGCUGUAUGGCUACGAUAUUGUGAAAGAAGCUCUAAUUGAUAACGGAGAAGCCUUCAGUGGAAGAGGAAAUCUGCCUCUUUUUGAGAAAGUCUUCAAAGGCACAGGCAUUGUGACCAGCAAUGGGGAGACAUGGAGGCAGCUCCGACGAUUUGCCCUCACCACACUGCGUGAUUAUGGAAUGGGGAAGAAGGGCAUUGAGGAACGAAUCCAGGAGGAAGCUCAUUUUCUGGUAGAGAGGAUCAGGAACACACACGAGAAACCUUUCAAUCCUGUUACAUUUUUAAUGCAUGGUGUUUCCAACAUCAUCUGUUCCGUUGUAUUUGGGGAUCGGUUUGAGUAUGAGGACAAGAAAUUUCUGGAUUUAAUUGAGAUGCUGGAAGAAAAUGAAAAGCACCAGAACAGUAUACAAACACAGCUCUACAAUUUCUUCCCAACCAUCCUGGAUUAUUUGCCUGGGCCCCAUAUAAAGCUAAUAAAAAGUGUUGAUAAAGUUGAUGCCUUCAUUUCUGAAAUCAUAAGAGCACACCAAGAAUCUUUCGAUCCCAGCUGUCCUCGAGAUUUUAUUGAUGCUUUUAUCAACAAAAUGCAACAGGAGAAAGGGAACUCGCAUUUCACUGUGGAGUCCUUGACCAGAACCACCAUAGAUUUGUUCCUUGCGGGAACAGGAACAACCAGCACCACACUGAGAUAUGCAUUUCUGAUUCUCCUGAAACACCCAGAGGUUGAGGAGAAAAUUCACAAGGAAAUUGACCGUGUGGUUGGCCGAGACCGAAGCCCCUGCAUGGCAGACAGGAGCCAGAUGCCAUACACAGAUGCUGUCAUCCAUGAAAUCCAGAGAUUCAUUGAUUUCAUUCCAGUUAACCUACCACGUGCUGUGACCAAGGACACCAUCCUCAGAGGAUAUUUUAUCCCCAAGGACACCAUGGUAUUCCCUUUGCUGUCUCCCAUCCUACAAGACCACAAGGAAUUCCCAAAUCCAGAAAAAUUUGACCCAGGACAUUUCCUAAAUGCAAACGGUACCUUCAGAAAGAGCAACUACUUCCUGCCAUUCUCUACAGGAAAACGCAUCUGUGCAGGAGAAGGUCUGGCCCGGAUGGAGAUAUUCCUGUUUUUAACAACCAUCCUGCAGAACUUCACUCUGAAGCCUGUUGUAGAUCGCAAGGACAUUGACAUUUCUCCCAUAGUCACCUCUGUAUCAAAUAUACCCCCACCUUAUGAGGUGUCAUUUAUUCCACGUUAGCCAAGCAAAGAAAGCUGACACCUCCCAAAUUCACGAGAGCUUUUCUUGAAUGACUGUCAUUGCCCAGCAUGACAAGACUGAAACGCUCAGAUCAUUUGAUAGAUUCUUAUGGACAGAAAAGAUAAGCCUUUAAAGAAAAGUAAUUGUAUGCUGCUCUUAUAAUCAACACAGCUAGCUCUAAACAGAAACCGAAUGGGCGACUUCACAAGGACAGUUCCUUAGGGAGAAAGAGAGAACCAAGGAACCAUCUCAUUCUGUCAUAACAUGACCAUCUACUAUAUUCUUGUCCCAGCACAUAUCAUUGCCCAUCAUGUGGAAUGAGUUAAUCUAAUGGCUGGCAAAAUGGGUCCUCUCUUCUGUAAUUACAGUGAAGGUCUGUGAAAAUAAAAUUUUCACUGCAAGUUUAAGAAGAAAUGCA
Coturnix japonica (Japanese quail) is the source of this 1947-nucleotide messenger RNA. RefSeq names its product cytochrome P450 2H2. Gene Ontology annotation, molecular function: iron ion binding; oxidoreductase activity, acting on paired donors, with incorporation or reduction of molecular oxygen, reduced flavin or flavoprotein as one donor, and incorporation of one atom of oxygen; arachidonate epoxygenase activity. Gene Ontology annotation, biological process: epoxygenase P450 pathway; xenobiotic metabolic process. Lineage: Eukaryota; Metazoa; Chordata; Aves; Galliformes; Phasianidae. The record is from RefSeq and is a predicted model, not a curated record. Gene Ontology annotation, cellular component: cytoplasm; intracellular membrane-bounded organelle.